This is a messenger RNA of Mercenaria mercenaria, 5335 nucleotides long. RefSeq names its product ras GTPase-activating protein 3-like. NCBI's taxonomy places the organism in Eukaryota, Metazoa, Mollusca, Bivalvia, Venerida, Veneridae. The transcript is spliced from 21 exons. The coding region runs from base 29 to 2560 and encodes 843 amino acids. The record is from RefSeq and is a predicted model, not a curated record. Gene Ontology annotation, biological process: regulation of GTPase activity; intracellular signal transduction.
GUGUUAGUUUUACGCAAAGAAAAAUGGGAUGAGAAUGGCUAGUAAAGAUGUGAGAAUUACUGAGAGUUUGCGCGUAAAAAUUGGAGAAGCCAAGAACCUUCCAGGAGGCAAUGGAACAGCAAAGAACACAUUUUGUACACUGUCACUAGACAGAGAGGAAAUAUACAGAACUAAUGUGGUAGAGAAAUGCUCAAAUCCUUUCUAUGGUGAAGAAUUUCAUGGUGAAAUACCACGGCAAUUCAGAUAUUUGUCUUGUUAUGUGUAUGAGAAACCUGAUAAGGUAAUUGGAAAAGUGUCAUUAAGAAAGAAAGACUUACACAAGUACCAUGGAAAAGAACACUGGUUCCCAAUUCUACCUCUUGAAGCUAAUUCUGAAGUACAGGGUAAAGUACAUCUUGAACUGAGAUUUGAUGAGUGUUUGACAGGUGACCCUGAUCACAGUGUCUCACAUAGACUAGCUGUAAGAGUUGUGGAGUGCAAUGAUUUGCCUGUAACCAAUGGAGCGUGUAACCCAUAUGCUGUUGUAACAUUAUGUUAUGGUAAAAUUCGGUAUCGGGAGGAGGUGAAGAGAACAAAUGUGAAGAAGAAAACAAUUUGUCCACAGUUUGAGGAAACUUUCUUUUUUGAUAUGGAGAACAAAGGGCAGAACCAUGAUCGGCACAACUACUACAUCGAGGAUGUAUUCAGUGGUGACUUACGGGUUUCAUUAUGGCACGAUGACUCCAGAGUGUCCCGGGAAGUUCUGGGUGGAAUGUUUCCAGGAGUAUAUCUAGGGGAAGUCAAAAUUCCACUGCGAGACCUGGAUACAGCCACUGCUCAAAAUUCAUGGUAUUUUCUGCGGCCAAAUCUAGAUUUCAAGCCAGCCUCGGAGGACUCUGGUUCGAUCCGUUUGAAAGUUUCAUACAACACGGAACAUGUAUUCUCCUCACAGUAUUACGAUGAUUUAAGAAAUCUUUUACUACAAUCCACAGAUAUACAGCCAAUCAGUUCGAGUGCAGCAUUUAUCCUCGGGCGAGUUGUUGACCACCUUCAUGAGGCCGCUCAACCUUUAGUGAGAGUAUUCCUACAUCAUGGAAAAACAGUCCCAUUUAUGGAAGCUUUAGCCAGUUAUGAGAUUAAACACACAUUAGAUCAUCACACAUUGUUUCGAGGGAACACCAUACUGACCAAGAUGCUAGACGAACUCAUGAAACUUGUUGGUCUACCAUACCUUCAUCAUAUACUCAAACCUACCAUUCAACAGAUCUGUACAGAACAUUUACCAUGUGAGAUUGACCCAACCAAGUUACAGGAUAGCGAGAACAUAAACGGUAACCUUGACAACCUGUGUCAGUAUAUUGAACAAAUAUUUGUGGCUAUCACCAGCUCAGGACUUGUUUGUCCCACCGUCAUGUCCCAGGUGUUCUACGCUCUCAAGCAGGCUGCCUGUCUCCAGUUUCCUGAAAACAGCGAAGUAAAGUAUCAGGUUGUCAGUGGUUUUGUGUUUUUGAGAUUUUUUGCACCAGCGAUACUGGGACCAAGAUUUUUUGAUCUGACUGAGGAUACUGUGGAUUCCACAACAAACAGGACCCUAACACUGAUAUCAAAAGCCAUUCAAGGGCUUGGCAACCUGGUUUGCUCCAAAUCUUGGUCAUUCUGUUUGAAAGAGGAUUAUAUGGUACCAUUGUUCAAACAACUAUCAGAUGAGGCCCACAUUGAUUCUUUGAAAAUGUAUCUGGACAUCAUAUCUUCAUCAACCAAAGCACAUUCCAACCAUCCUGGUAUACAAGAGGUUCCUGUUGUUCUCAAACAAGGAAUGCUGAUCAAAAGAGCACAGGGUCGCAAAAAGUUUGGUGUGAAAAACUUUAAGCAGCGGUAUUUCUGUCUGACCAAUAAAAGUCUGACAUACUCCAAGUAUAAAGGAGGUAUACCAUUAUGUGAGAUCCCUGUAGAAGAUGUAUUGGCAGUUGAAAAGCUUGAGGAACAGUCCUUUAAGAUGAAAUAUAUGUUUCAAGUUGUUCAACCUACCAGAGCCCUGUAUGUACAAGCAAGCAAUUGUAUAGAAGAAAAAGAAUGGCUAGAUGUGUUGAUGAAAGUGAGUGCUGCCAACAAGAACAGACUAAAUCUCUAUCAUCCUGCUGCUUACAUCAAUGGCCAUUGGCUCUGUUGUAAAGAACAAGAUCAGACAACUCCAGGUUGUUCGAAAGUGUCAGGUUACCUCCCUUUAGCUAAUGUACAAGUGGAUAUAGACAGUGACAGAGAGAUUGAGAAAAUACAUGCGUUACUACUUAACAACAUGGAUAAACUUGAAGCAAUGCAAGUAAGCUUGAAGGAAUAUGAUGCUUGUGGAGCCCUAGAAGUGUACUCUGGGAACCAGUUCAGUGUUGCCAUGGAGAUAGAAGACUCCAAGUCAUGUUUUGAGAUGUUGAAUGAGAUGCUGAAAUGUGUGAUAGGCCUCGAACAAGAACACAUGCAGUAUCAGAAAACUGUUCAAAAACAACAUGUGAAAGGAUCUUUUGAGAGUCCAAUUGGAGAUGACAGUCUGCUCUCAGCUGCUCCAGAAACAGGAACAAAAUUGUGAACAUUACGAAACUGAGCAGUACUUACUGAAUGAAAGAAAAAAACUGAUCUGGAUAACUAACCAGGCUAAAUAAAUUUCAUCCAUUGUCAGUUUGAUAGUGUGUGAAUCAAGUGUUUUCUCUUUGAAUGCAGAAGCAAAGUUGUACAUUCAACAUUUGUACCCUUACAAAAUCAGCAACUGUAAAAUACUGAAAAUCAAGCACAUCCAAGAAGUUAAUCAAGUGCAUGUAGAGGCCUUUCCAAGUGGAUGUAAAUCCUGAUAUCAACAGAAGUGGACAGUUGGAAGAGACAGAACUUGUUCACUUAUGAUGUUUACUUAAUGUUAGCCAGCAGUAUUGGUGCCAUCUUACGUUUUUGAGACUUACAUCGAAUGUAUGGUAUAUUUCUAACUUGUUAAAAUAUAAUGAAAUCCAUUCAUCUUUAUUCACACAUUCCAGUUUGCAUGUUUGACAAUCAUAUCUAAGUGAUGUUCUGUUCACGAUAGUUUUGCAAAUUUGUUUAACUUAUUAUAACAUCUCUAGUGUUACAUGAUAAAACAGCAAUGUUACUAUCUCUUUGAAUAUUACAUAUAAUUACAAAAAUAUAUGUGCAUGAAAUAAUUAUGUCUCCCACCACACAGUGGUGUGGGAGACAUAUUAAUUUACUCCAGUCUGUGUGUAUGUCAGUCUGUCUGUGUGUGUGUGUGUCUGUCACAAAGUUUGUCCGCACUCUUAAGUCAAAGAUUUCUCGUCCGAUUUUCACCAAACUUGAACAAAAUGUGUUUGACCAUAAGACCUCGGCCAAGUUCGAUAACUAGCCAAAUCGGUUUAGGCAUAUUGGAGUUAUGGCCCUUGAAUUACCAAAUAUCUGACUUUUUACCCUUGUCCGCACUCUAAAGUCGAACAUUUCUCAUCCGAUUUUCACCAAACUUAAACAAAAUGAGUUUGACCCUGAGACCUCGGCCAAGUUCGAUAACUAGCCAAAUUGGUCCAGGCAUUUUGGAGUUACAGCCAUUGAAUUACUGAAAAAUUGGCCUUUUGACUCUUGUCCGCACUCGAAGUCGAACAUUUCUCAUCCAAUCUUCACCAAACUUGAAUAAAACGUGUUUGACCAUAAGACCUAGGUUAAGUUUGAUAACUAGCCAAAUUGGUCCAGGCAUUUUGGAGUUAUGGCCCUUGAAUUACAGAAAAAUCAGCCUUUUUACUCUUGUCCGCACUCUGUUGAAUAUUUCUCAUCCGAUCUUCACCAAACUUGAACAAAAUGUGUUUGACCAUAAGACCUCAGACAAGUACGAUAAUUAGCCGAAACCGUUCAGGCAUUUUGGAGUUCUGGCCCUUGAAUUGUAGUGAGUAAACAGUAUAUAAAGACUGACUUGCUAUUUAGAUGAUUAGGCAGUUGUGGGAGACAUUCGCUUUUCUCAAAAGCAGCUCUAGUUCCAUACGAUGUUAAAAAACAGUCUCAAAUUUGGGAGUGUAUUUAAUCAUAAGCAUAUAACUCAAAAUUAAGCAGUUGGACUUACCUUUUGAUAGAAAAUAGGUACAUUUAUAAAAUCUACAGAUCUGUAGAUGUUUACAGUAGAUAAGAAUAUCUUUCAAAAUUGCAGUUUUCUCAUGGAUACUCCUGAAAACUUGCAGAAGGCCUAUUUCUCUCAAAUUCAACAUGAAAAAACUAAAACAUUACCAAUAUUUUUAUGCCCCCGAAGGGAGGCAUAUAGUUUUUGAACCGUCUGUCGGUCUGUCAGUCUGUCUGUCGGUCUGUCAGUCUGUCCGCAAUUUUCGUGUCCGGUCCAUAUCUUUGUCAUCGAUGGAUGGAUUUUCAAAUAACUUGGCAUGAAUGUGUACCACAGUAAGACGAUGUGUCGCGUGCAAGACCCAGGUCCGUAGCUCAAAGGUCAAGGUCACACUUAGACAUUAAAGGAUAGUGCAUUGAUGGGCGUGUCCGGUCCAUAUCUUUGUCAUCGAUGGAUGGAUUUUCAAAUAACUUGGCAUGAAUGUGUACCACAGUAAGACGACGUGUCGCGCGAAAGACCCAGGUCCGUAGCUCAAAGGUCAAGGUCACACUUAGACGUUACAGGAUAGUGCAUUGAUGGGCGUGUCCGGUCCAUAUCUUUGUCAUCGAUGGAUGGAUUUUCAAAUAACUUGGCGUGAAUGUGUACUACAGUAAGACGACGUGUCGCGCGAAAGACCCAGGUCCGUAGCUCAAAGGUCAAGGUCACGCUUAGACGUUAAAGGAUAGAGCAUUGAUGGGUGUGUCCGGUCCAUAUCUUUGUCAUCGAUGGAUGGAUUUUCAAAUAACUUGGCAUGAAUGUGUACCACAGUAAGACGACGUGUCGCGCGCAAGACCCAGGUCCGUAGCUCAAAGGUCAAGGUCACACUUAGACUUUAAAAGAUAGUGCAUUGAUGGGCGUGUUCGGUCCAUAUCUUUGUCAUCGAUGGAUGGAUUUUCAAAUAACUUGGCAUGAAUGUGUACCACCGUAAGACGACGUGUCGCACACAAGACCCAGGUCCGUAGCUCAAAGGUCAAGGUCACACUUAGACUUUAAGGUCAUUUUUCAUGAUAGUGCAUUGAUAGGCGUGUCCGGUCCAUAUCUUUGUCAUUCAUACAUGGAUUUUAAAAUACCUACGCAUUAAUGUGUGACACAGUAAAACGAUGUGUCGCGCGCAAGACCCAGUUCCGUAGGUCAAAGGUCCUAAACUCUAACAUCGGCCAUAACUAUAUAUUCAUUCAAAGUGCCAUCGGGGGCAUGUGUCAUCCUAUGGAGACAGCUCUUGUUUUUUUUGUUUUUUUUUUAGGAAAA